CCAGCUUCCCUUUCAGUUCUGCAGCCCUUCCCCUCCACUUCCUUCCUCUUCUCUGCUCACACAGGGAGCCCAGGAGGUCUCUGCCUCAAAGAUGUCACUGCUGCUGCUGCCGCCCCUGCUGUGGGCAGGGGCCCUGGCUAAGGAUUCAAGAUUCUGGCUGAAAGUGCAGGAUUCAGUGACAGUGCAGGAGGGUCUGUGCGUCCUCGUGUCCUGCACUUUCUCCCUCCCACCCUCCUACCUCAGGAAUAACCCAGUUUAUGGUUACUGGUUCGGGAAAGGAGCCACUGUAUCCCUGGACUCUCCAGUGGCCACAAACAACCCAGAUCGAGAAGUACAGGAGGAGACCCAGGGCCGAUUCCGCCUUCUUGGGGAUCCCAGGAAGAACAACUGCACCCUGAGCAUCAUAGAUGCCAGGAGGAGGGACAAUGGCUCAUACUUCUUUCGGAUAGAGACAGGAAGUACCAAAUACAGUUACAUAUUCACCCAGCUCUCUGUGCAUGUGACAGACUUGGCCCACAGGCCCAAUAUCCUCAUCCCUGGACCCCUAGACCCUGGCCACUCCAAAAACCUGACUUGCUCUGUGCCCUGGGCCUGUGAGCAGGGAACACCCCCCAUCUUCUCCUGGAUGUCAGCUGCCCCCACCUCCCUGGGCCCCAGGACUACCCACUCCUCCGUGCUCAUCAUCACCCCACGGCCCCAGGACCAUGGCACCAACCUCACCUGUCAGGUGAAGUUCCCCGGAGCUGCUGUGACCACAGAGAGAACCAUCCAGUUCAAUGUCACCUAUGCUCCACAUAACCCAACCACUGGUAUCUGUCUAGCAGAUGGCCCAGGGAAACAAGAGACCAGAGCAGGAGUGGUUCAGGGGGCCAUCGGAGGAGCUGGUGUCACAGCCCUGCUCAUUCUUUGUCUCUGCCUCAUCUUCUUCAUAGUGAAGAUCCACAGGAGGAAAGCAGCCAGGACAGCAAUGGGCAGGAAUGACACCUACCCUGCCAGAGUGCCAGCCUCCCUGGAACACCAGAGGAAGUCCAAGUUACAUGGCCCCACUGAAACCUACUGUGCCGCCCCUACUGUGGGGAUGGACGAAGAGCUGCAUUAUGCUUCCCUCAGCUUUCAUGGGAUGAAUCCUUCCAAGGACACCUCCACGGAAUACUCAGAGGUCAGGACCCAUUGAAGAACCCACAAAAGCAUCAGCCUCAGCUAGAAGAUUCACAUCCUCUAUGGGUCAGGGACCAAAGGCUAAUUCUUAGAGAUUUAACACCCUGCAGGCAAUGGGUUUAUAGACAUUCUGUGAGUUUCCUGCUAUAAUGUCAUCAUCUUAGACUUUGUCACUAGAGAGUGCUGGAAUCAAAUCUGUGCUCCUUCAUUUACAAAGUGUAUGAUAUCACACAAGCUCCUUAACCUUCCAUGUCUCCAUUUCCUUCUCUGUGAAAUAGGUGCAAGAAGUCCUAUCUCAUAGGGAUCCUGUGAGCAUUAAAUAAAAGCACGCAUGAAAAA
This is a messenger RNA of Sapajus apella (tufted capuchin), 1497 nucleotides long. Its product is annotated as myeloid cell surface antigen CD33-like. The transcript is spliced from 7 exons. Bases 92 to 1174 code for a protein of 360 amino acids. Lineage: Eukaryota; Metazoa; Chordata; Mammalia; Primates; Cebidae. Gene Ontology annotation, cellular component: plasma membrane. The record is from RefSeq and is a predicted model, not a curated record. Gene Ontology annotation, molecular function: sialic acid binding. Gene Ontology annotation, biological process: cell adhesion.